AUGACAACUACUAUCGAGUCUUCGCGGCUUUGGUAUGAACAGUCGAUCUAUAAUGCCGUCUCCAUGGGCACUAUGGCUUGGGUGUUGCACGCCAUCGUUUUCUUUCGAUGUGCGUAUUCCAUAGACUGCAACAAAGAGGGAGGUGCUCGCAAAUGGCUGCCUUUGGUCUCUACAAUUUUCGCCGCAGCCACAAUUAGCAUCUUCUGCAGUUUCAAGUUCAAUGAGCUUGGUUGGAUCCAACAUCGCGACUAUCCCGGGGGGGCAUUGGCUUUCUUUGCUGAACAACAGGCUAUGCCAAUCAAUCUCACGGCUAGCGCGGGUUCCAUCAUUGCUCUCUUCCUUUCCAGUUCAUUUCUGAUUUACCGCAAUCAUGUUCUUUGGAACGAUCGUUUCUACACCAUUCUCCUGGCUGUUCAGCUCUUCUUAUAUUGCAUAAUUUCCGUGCUCAUCGCUGUUGAUCUUGUGCGCAAUUCGAGACCCUGGGAUGGAAUUACACUCCGUUUUGCGGUGCCGUGUGGUCCUCUCGCCAAUUUCGCUAUGGAUUUCUUGUUCAACUCUGUGCUGUGUCGCGUUCAAUGGCUACGCACGCAGCCGGAGAGGAGCGUUCCUACUACCCCGGGAAGGCUGUGGAUCGAGCACUUGAAGCAAUGCCCUGUGGUGAUCGAAAGCGUGGUCCCGCUCGCCCUUUUAUCGUUCAUUAUGUUUGGGGUGAGAUACUUAGCCGACGCCGGCGCAAAUCACUUCCUAGCGAUGCCGCUCUACGUGCAGAUGGCGUGUGUGUUCCCCGAGCUUAUCAUUACGCGCAUGGUUCGCGAGGAUGAUUUACACAUGACCCUCAUGUCAGAACUAACUUCCAAGGGGACAUCGGCGGUGACUCAGCUGGUUCUGCCGGCGUAG
Messenger RNA from Sparassis crispa, 897 nucleotides. RefSeq lists its product as hypothetical. The transcript is spliced from 5 exons. NCBI's taxonomy places the organism in Eukaryota, Fungi, Basidiomycota, Agaricomycetes, Polyporales, Sparassidaceae. The record is from RefSeq and is a predicted model, not a curated record. Bases 1 to 897 code for a protein of 298 amino acids.